UGACGCGGCUGCGGCGGCGACGGCCUCGCUCGCCCACUCGGUGCGGCCUGGAGGCGGCGGCGGCGGCGGCGGCGACAGCGAGACUGGCUUGUCCGGGGCUCCUCGCAGGCACUAUAUGAGGGGAACGGGGGAAAGAUGAAGAUUUAUCGAAAGGAAAUCAGAAGAAGAUGGUUUGAAAGCCAGAGGAGUGUGGUAUGAUCAACAAUCCCCUGGAAGUUUGGGAAAAGGGCAGAGAAGAUGAUGAUUUGUCCAGGAGAAGAUCCAUGAAUACCAUAGUGAGAGCACUUCUAAUGAAACUAGAUUGAAGAGGAUCAAAGAGAAUUGAAUAACAAGCAGGAAAGGCAGUGUAGCUAGAAGAGACUUGAUAUGACAGACCCAGAUGUUCUCACGGAAGUCCCAGCUGCUCUGAAGCGCCUUGCCAAGUAUGUAGUACGCGGCUUCUAUGGCACUGAACAUUCUUUGGCCCUGGACAUUCUAAUUCGGAAUCCAUGUGUGAAAGAGGAGGACAUGUUGGAAUUGCUGAAGUUUGAUCGGAAGCAGCUCCGAGCUGUUCUCAACACUCUGAAAGGGGACAAGUUCAUCAAAUGCAGGAUGAGAGUGGAGACAGCCUCAGAUGGCAAGACCACCCGGCACAACUUCUAUUUCAUCAAUUACCGCCUGCUGGUCAAUGUUGUGAAGUAUAAACUAGACCACAUGAGGAGGAGGAUUGAGACAGAUGAAAGAGAUUCCACCAACCGAGCCUCCUUCAGAUGCCCGAUUUGCUUUAGCACCUUCACAGAUUUAGAGGCAAACCAGUUGUUUGAUCCCAUGACAGGACUUUUUCGCUGCACCUUUUGUGAGACUGAAGUGGAGGAAGAUGAAUCGGCAAUGCCCAAAAAGGAUGCACGAACGCUUGUGGCACGGUUUAACGAACAGAUAGAACCUAUCUAUGCACUCCUCCGUGAGACUGAGGAUGUUAACCUAGCCUACGAAUUACUUGAACCUGAGCCUAUGGAGAUUCUCGCGCUGAAACAGAGCAAGGAGCGGGCUGCCAGUGCUUUGGCAAACAGCAGUCUAUCAAGUGGGCAGCACAGGGAAGCCUGGUCUACCAAGGGACCCUCUUAUGAGGACUUGUAUACCCAGAAUGUCAUCAUCAGCCUGGAGGACCAAGAGGAUCUGCACCAGCCAGCUAAUGAAGGGAAGCCACCUAGAGAGAGACCGGUUUGGCUGCGUGAGAGCACAGUGCAAGGGGCUUAUGAUCCUGAUGAAGUGAAAGAAGGUGGUCAAGACACAGAUAUGUUACAGGAAGGGGAAGAGGGUCCGGCUGCCCUCGACAAUAACGAGGAGGUGAUGCAGGCUCUGCUCAUCCACGAGAAGAAAACCCCCUCUGCCUCUGUAGCUGCCAUGGGAGGUAUCGCCCCACUAUCUGCCACCAAUGCCAGUGACUCUGAGAGCGAGACGAGCGAAUCGGAUGAGGACUCCCCUCCCCACGUCGCCCCGGCUGCAACAACACUCUAUGGGCUGGCAGAGGAAGAUGAUGAUGAUGAGUUUGAGGUGGUGACGGAAGACCCCACUGUCAUGGUGGCGGGACGCCCAUUUUAUUAUAGUCAAGUAACCCAACGACCUGAGCUGGUGGCCCAAAUGACUCUGGAGGAGAAAGACCAGUACAUAGCGAUGGGCCAGCGGAUGUUUGAGGACAUGUUUGAUUAGCUCCCUUCUGCUUGUGCGCAGCAUUUAUAGAUGAUAGUCACCUGGAAAUUCUGGAACAGAGCAAAAUACUGAAUUAUAUUCCCAUACAUUCUGAGUUAAUUCAAUUGUUCUUUAGAUUUACACAGAAAAUGCCACAUGAGCAAUCGGACGGAUAAAGAGGCGGCCAGCCAAAGAUUUAGUGUGAGAGCUUGCUGGGCAAUCUGGAUUCCCUUCCUCACAUAUUUGUGUGCAGAGCUACACUUUGAAAGUUUCCAGAUCCGUUCAUUUCCAUGUACUUAAUAAUUGUUUGCUUUUGAUCUGGGAAAUAGGAAUGCCCUUUUGGUUGCUUGUUUCUCUGUCCUGAAAGGGGGUUGUAGAAGGCAUUGCAUUGAGUUUCCUAGAUUCUGAGUCAGUGAUAGCAUCUCCUCUGAAAACAGUAUCUAAAGAUGGUUGCUUCAGAACUGCAUAUGAUCUACUUGUAACCACUUAAUGCCCUGCAUGCUUAAUAUAUGGGUAUUUUUUUAUUUCUUACACCCAGACAAGCAGGAUAUAUAUUUUGUUCCCCAUGUACCAUUUUCUUAUAGAUCCUAUCGUUUUUAAAAUCGAUCUAUAGCUGCAGAGAAUAUAAGUACAAUCAUGUUAAUUAAUGGAUAGUAAGCCACCACAGUGGUUGAAAUAGCUUCUUGGAAAAGAGGCACACUGGAGACAGGUAGACAUUUUGGUUAUUGCUGACUCGGAAGAAGUUGUCACAGCCUCAAAGAGCAUGGUGAAUUUUACAGUCUUGUAAAACUUGUCAUUUUUGAAAUUUAUUUUCCGGGUCAGUGAUUUUAUUUCUUUGCUAACAUGGGCGGAUUCCUGGAUUUUCAUGCCAUCACUUCGCCUGCAGUGCUAUAAUUUGCAAAUGAGUGGACUUGACUUCAAAAUGUAAAUUACCUUCAGUUCAGCCCCUACUUCCAGAAGUGCUCUUAUACUUCCCAUUCUAGGUCAUAAUCUAAAGAUGGGCCAAAACUGUCAAAACAUAUUUUUCCCCAUGCUGGAUAGUCCAUGUUGAAUGAAAAACUCUCUUCUCCAUUCUUCGACUCUGCCCAGAAAAGUGAUUUUGCCUAAGUUGAGACUCGGGCUGGGGAUAUUUUAAUUUGGCACAAACCCAAAAGGUGUUCUCGAUUUUGAAUGAUUAUGCAGAACUUUGUUGUGUGUCAGUAUUUAGCACAGAACAGUCUAUUUUAUAUAUCCAGCAGUGCCUACACAAGCAAAGCCGAUCUUGUAAUGUUUUACGUUUUAAAAACAUUUACAGCUUUUAAAAAUCAUUGUUUUUCUUAUUUGGCAUUAUAGUAGAGCAGGGUGGUAAAAGGACUGUGUAUUUUAAAACUUUAGCAUCUGCCACACAUGCUGUUUUAAUUCGCUGAAAUUGUACACGUUAUCGGUCCCUUAAAAUGUAAAGCCGUUGUAUACUGACCCUCUAUGUUUUGUUAGUCUGUGAAGUUUCUCUUAAGAUUUUAUCUUUGGAAAUUUUGAUAGGUAAUAGACACACGAUCUUUAAACUAUGGUCUAAAUUUUUAUUCCCUCUUAAAAUAAAAAGGCACAAACAACAUC
Messenger RNA from Podarcis muralis (Common wall lizard), 3261 nucleotides. It is a transcript of the gene GTF2E1, whose product is annotated as general transcription factor IIE subunit 1. The record is from RefSeq and is a predicted model, not a curated record. Gene Ontology annotation, cellular component: transcription factor TFIIE complex. NCBI's taxonomy places the organism in Eukaryota, Metazoa, Chordata, Lepidosauria, Squamata, Lacertidae. Gene Ontology annotation, biological process: transcription initiation at RNA polymerase II promoter.